AUGGGAUUCAGACAAGCUUGGAAAAUUAUUUUGUUCACUCUUAUUUCUUGCUGUAUCAUUCAAUCAUCUUACUGUAAUGCCUCAGACACAAUUCAGCAAUCCCGAAAACUCUUACUAGGGGAAACAUUAACAUCUGCUAGUCAGGUUUUUGAAUUUGGAUUCUUUACUCCUUCCAAUUCCGAUAAAAGGUACCUGGGGAUAUGGUUUAAAAAUAUCCCUCCUAUUAAAGUUGUGUGGGUUGCAAACAGAGAAAGUCCACUUAAAGUUUCUGAUUCUGCCGCGAGUCUAUCAAUUAGCGAAAAUGGAAACUUGGUGCUUCUUGAUGGUACACAGAAUGUUAUCUGGUCAAGCAAUGUGUCUGUCCCCACUAAUAACACAGUUGCAGUUGUUCUCCUGGACAGUGGGAAUUUGGUGCUUAAAGAUUAUGUCUCGGGACAAUGCUUCUGGGAGAGUUUUGAUUAUCCUUGUAAUACUUUCUUGCCAGGAAUGAAAAUAGGUUUUAACAGGAUAACCGGGGAGAAAUGGCUCUUGUCUUCUUGGCAGAAGGAAAAUGAUCCCUCAUUGGGAAAUUUUUCUGUUGGAAUCUCGGAGCAACUUCCUCCUCAGUUUUUUAUAUGGAACAAAUUUACUCCUUACUACAGAACUGGGGAGUGGAAUGGACUGAAGUUCAUUGGUUUGCCCUAUAUAGAUUCAGCAGCCUAUAUAAUUCAGUUUGUUUGUCCGCCAGACUUUCAAGAGGGAACCACGUAUUUCACCUUUCUUCCAAAUACUUCAUUCCUAACUUUCGUGGAACUUCAGUCUACGGGGUCUGUUCAAGUUGUUCAGUGGACCGAUGGAGAUCCAGCUUGGGAAGUUUAUGCUACAAUGGUACAUGCACCAUGUGAUAUAUAUAACACAUGUGGACCUUCAGCGGUCUGCAACAAGAAUAAAUUCCCAAUUUGCAGCUGCUUAAGAGGGUUCGUGCCACAGUCUAGUGACGAAUGGAACAAAGGAAACUGGACAGGUGGUUGUGUGAGGCGAACUGAAUUACAAUGUCAGCAAAAGGGAAAUAGCUCGUCUCCAGGGGUUGGACUGCAGGACGGAUUUUGGAAGUUUAGUGGACUGAAACUCCCUGAUCUUGCUGUUAUUUUUCGCCUUGACAGUGCAAGUGAAUGUGAAAGAUUGUGUUUAAACAAUUGUUCUUGCACUGCUUAUGCUUAUGUGGCAGGAAUAAGGUGUAUGGUGUGGUCUGGUGAUCUUUUAGAUAUGCAGGAUUAUUCGUAUUCUGGGGAAGAUCUUUUCCUUCGGCUUGCCAACUCAGAGUUAGGUAAGCGGAAGCUUAAAAGAGCAGUAAUCAUAUGUUCUGCAGUAUUUUCCUGUUUAUUUUUUGGGUUUGCUCUAUUUUGUUUGCUCAAGAACAAGAUUUAUCAAACAGGACAGAAGAGAAAAGGAGCCAGAAGCUUUAGUCUGGGUGAUUCAUGCAACAUUUCAAAAGACUUCACAAUGGAAAGUUUUUGGGUUGGAAAUUUAAAGAAAGAAGAUCCAAUUGAACUUCCACUGAUUGAAUUUGAGGUAAUUGCCACAGCAACAAACAACUUCAAAGUAGAAAACAAACUAGGGGAAGGAGGAUUUGGUCCAGUUUUUAAGGGAAAGCUGAAAGGUGGACUAGAAAUAGCAGUGAAAAGACUUUCUAAUCGAACGGGGCAAGGCAUAGAGGAGUUCAAGAAUGAAAUAGUAUUGAUAUCAAAACUCCAGCACAGGAAUCUUGUACGACUCCUGGGAUGCUGCAUUGAAGGGGAAGAACUACUUAUAAUCUAUGAGUACAUGCUAAAUAGAAGCUUGGAUAAAUUUCUUUUUGAUGCAUCACAAAAAGAACAGCUAGAUUGGCCUAAACGGUUAGACAUCAUUCAAGGUGUUGCUAGAGGGCUAUUAUAUCUACACCGAGAUUCCUGUUUGAACAUUAUCCACCGGGAUUUGAAAGUAAGCAAUAUUCUUUUGGAUGAGGAGAUGAAUCCAAAAAUUUCCGACUUUGGUUUAGCAAGGACGUUUCAAAAGCAGCAGCAACUAGUGCAUACUCACCGUGUAGCUGGAACAUAUGGAUACAUGUCUCCUGAAUAUGCUUUGAGAGGGGUAUUCUCAGAGAAAUCUGAUGUCUUCAGCUUCGGAGUGUUGUUACUAGAAAUCAUAAGUGGCAAGAAGAAUUCAAGUUUCCAUUACGUUGAAGAAAAUCUUAACCUCCUUAACUAUGCAUGGAAAUUGUGGAGUGAACUAAGGGGAUUAGACUUUAUGGAUGGGACAUUGAUCAACUCGUUUUCUUCAGAAGAGAUAACGCGAUGCCUACACAUUGGCCUUCUAUGCGUUCAGGAGCAUCCUAGGGACCGUCCAACGAUGGCUGACAUAAUUCUCAUGCUAAACAGUGAAAUGAAAUGCUCAAGUCCUAAGCAACCCACAUUUAAGUUUGAAACAUACUUGGAUCUUGGCGGAUCAGCAAAAGAUAACGAGAGAUGUUCCCUUAAUGACUUCACUGCAUCCUUGUCUCAAGGACGAUAAAACAUGUUAAUGUACAUUCUUAAAGUUGUUAAUCAAGUCAUUAGCCUCCUCGGAGAUAUGUUAUUCCUUUCACCCCCCCAAUUUUUUAAAACCAAUCUUCUACUAAAUUUCUU
Solanum dulcamara is the source of this 2642-nucleotide messenger RNA. Its product is annotated as G-type lectin S-receptor-like serine/threonine-protein kinase At1g61500. The record is from RefSeq and is a predicted model, not a curated record. The transcript has 7 exons. The coding region runs from base 1 to 2529 and encodes 842 amino acids. NCBI's taxonomy places the organism in Eukaryota, Viridiplantae, Streptophyta, Magnoliopsida, Solanales, Solanaceae. Gene Ontology annotation, molecular function: ATP binding; protein serine/threonine kinase activity. Gene Ontology annotation, biological process: recognition of pollen; protein phosphorylation.